Copidosoma floridanum is the source of this 3244-nucleotide messenger RNA. It is a transcript of the gene pigeon, whose product is annotated as gamma-secretase activating protein pigeon. Gene Ontology annotation, cellular component: trans-Golgi network. Gene Ontology annotation, biological process: positive regulation of amyloid-beta formation. The record is from RefSeq and is a predicted model, not a curated record. NCBI's taxonomy places the organism in Eukaryota, Metazoa, Arthropoda, Insecta, Hymenoptera, Encyrtidae.
GCUACUGCGCUACCCGCACCGCUGCACGCACCCCCUUUUUAUACCUAUGGGCUUUUGGCCCAUGCAUGUUUUGGGCUUGACGAGCUUGACGCUUCAAGUAGGUAUGGAAGCUUAGUUAUACUUUUGACUUACGCACCAUGGAGGGAAAUCUUGCGGCCAACUUGUGCCUACAGCUCGGAGACCGAGCCACUCAAGCUGAGCAGUGGAAACUCCUUGGUCAAGAGAAAGACGGAGCUUUGUUGCUCGGAUGGGUGGAAAAUGUGUCUCCACAGGAGGAUAACAGUUAUUAUUCAGUUGUAGGUCGCUAUGACAGAGUUGGUGAUCAAUUACAGGUUUUACAUAGGUUUUCAAAAGUAAUUAAUCUCAUCCAAGCGACUGUCAAUCAGUCCAACACGCUCCUAGGAUUUGUGAUAAAACAAAAAUUAGAUGUUCAUGCACAAGAAAUAGUUGUAGAAAAAUCUCAACAUGUUGAUGAAGAAAACCACAUUGAGCAUAAUUCAAACACAGAGCUUGAGUAUUAUCAAGCUUAUAUCAUUGAAUUUAAGACUGCAGAAGGAAAAAUGCACAACUUGCAAAAGGAUAAAUUGAAACAAAUAAGAAUCCAGUUUUUAUACAAGGAGAAACCUUCAAAGCUGUUGGAUAAAAUUUUAGUUUUAGUUCAUCAAGAAUAUAUUCAGAUGUGUACGGUUUCAUUCGAUGUGGACAAUCCAGAAAAAGUGGGCACCAUUGCGGACUUGAGAAGUGAAAUAUUAGUUGAAACUUUUAUAUGGGCCCAGUGGGAUGCGACGAAUCAAGUGCUUUAUCAUAUACACCAUAAAAAAGCAGCAACUAGCGUAUUCUCGGAAGACGCUACUGCUGAGCAAGAGCACAAGCCACCGUGCACCACUCCAACUCUUAGUGGUUUACAAUUUCACGAUGACCUUCCUCAUGAAACAGUUCUGAACAUUCCAUUGAAUUUACCUCAAACUCCAAAUUCCGAUAACUGUGGGACCUACGAAGAUGACGUCAUACCGUUGAGAAUCCACGACUGUUCGUUGGAUCUUUUAGUUAUAUCGGAUCAUAAGGGCACCGUUUGCGUGUGCCACCACUAUUUGUACAGACCAGUACAACCACCCCAGCACAUACUGAACUCGGCACUCAGUGAUUCAAACACGGUGCAUUUUGCCUACUCCGUGACCCUGCUUCAUCACAGCUGCGUGAUACAGUGUAUGGUACCUGGAAUACCCUGGUCUCGCGCCAAACUGAUGAGGCCGACGUUCACGCUCUACGGCGAAAAUCACAUGGUUGUAUUUGUCCAAGGCUUUUUCACGCAUUUACUCGAAAUAGGACUACAUCAUCAGCCCUGCUGUCACAUUCUUAGUGGCCCAUUGACAAACGUUCCUUCCCACACGUCGUACCUCGUGCCCCUCUUGAAUCUAAAAACUUUGAAAAAACGGGCCAAUGACAACAAUCAUGCCCACGACGAAAACAAUGACAGUGCUCACGACGAAGACGACGAUGCCAACUACAGCAACAACAACGGCGUCAGAAGAAAACAGCACGCCAUGGGUGUCGAAAGGAGUAACGGUGGCGGUGCCACCAACAUCCUCACGAUAGAUCUGCCGACGCUUGAUCUGGUCUACUUGACGCUACCCACGAGUUUUCUCAUCGACGUCUUCAAACGGGAAAAAAGCGCCACGGAGGUCCGGUUGGGGAUUAUGCACUACUUCAUGUGCCACAAACGCGAUCCAGAAGCCCUGAGCGAGCUCAUCGCCACGAUCGCCGAGAAGCCCCGUUCCCGCGACGUUGUCAAGGUGAUGCAAGAGUUCCUGGUCGGUGGCUCGCACGCGCUCGUGCAGAAGAAUUUAUUGCCGGACGCGAGGCCCCUGCUGGCGCUUACGCCGAUCACGACGCUGGACGAGUGCUCUUCCGGCUUCGAGGCGAAAAUCAACGAGCUCAGCGCGACGCUCAGCCACGAAAAGCUCUGGAACACCUCGGUCAUGCUGCUGUCACCUGGACAGAGGCUGGUGCCCUACAGGAGCGAUUUGUGGACCAAGCUGUGGGACCUGCUGAGCAAGCGGAGCGACGAGCUGCCGCGCUUUAAACCUAGCCACGUUGCCGAGAAAUUGGCUGUCUCGCUCGCUUGCUACCAGCCCGAGGCGCUGUCCCGGUGCAGCACGCCCAUGUCCCCAAGUGGCGGGUUUGCCGUGACCUCGGUGAAUCUGGGCGAGCUAAUGGGCAAUAGAUGUGCCUCGGCGCUUCCCUUCUUGGAAAUGGAAACCUGCACGGCCUCGAAGCAGGAGCACAUUGUAGCGGUGAACUUGCGCGAGAUAUCGGUCCACUUGCUCAAGUACGGCACGCCAAAUGGACUCGGACGGUCGAGGUCGGCGAGCUGCAUGCCACUGCACGUUCACGCCAUGUCCACGAGACACGUGGCCGCACAGCUCGAGACCUCGAGGCUACUGUGCCAGAUGCUGUGCAAAGCGGCCAACGUUCACGCUCGCGUCGAAGCGGAGCGCGGAUUCUGUCUCAUAGAUCAGUUGGAGGACUCGAGGCGAUGGCUACUGUUCACUUUGUUGGAGAGGUAUCGUUAUGCAGCAGAAAGUAUUGCAUUCCCCGUCCCGCAAGGCUUCAUGUCUUUCUUCACUUACUUGGGAUACCGCACGCUCAAGUACCCAAUGUUCUUGCAGUACACGCGACACUCGGUUUUCGAGUUGCAAGUUGAUGUUGCCAAAGUCAUCAUAGCUGAUAUCGGAGAUACCAAAGAAAGUGUCUCCCGUAAAUUAGAGCUCCUGUCGCAACUUCCAAGAACGCGAGCCAAGCGUCUACUCAAUCAAUGGCUGCACCCAGUAAGUUUCAUGUUAAGAGCUCGAGAACACGCGGCCAAUGUCCUGUCGGGUGAACUCAGCCAGUCUCGAAAUAGGCAACCGCAGCAUCACCUUCACCACAGUGGUCUAGCGGCCUUCCCUUCUAUAGACCGACUUUCUCCACUCGAUACUUUUCUAGAUUUACUGACAGCCAAGGCUAGUCUUAGCGAUCUCGAUUUUGGAUUACUCAUUGAAGCUACAGUGACUUCUAUUGAUAAUGUUUUUUAAAAGUGAUACAAUUUUGUGAUAUUUUUAGCAUUUACACCAAACUAAUGAAUAUAAGUAACUCGUGUUUAUUUGUUGAUUCGUGCAGUAUAUGUGCAAUGUUUUGAAUUUUGUUUUUUUAUCGUGUGAUUUGUGAAAAAAUAAUUAAUAUUUCUUGUUGACUACUUGUUACA